GAAAGGCAAAGCAAAAAAGCUCUGCCUGCCUUUCCUCAACCCUGGAAGUAGGCUGGCUCGUAGAUGCGGUGAAGUCGUUCCGUUUUCACGUUGUUCUUGAUACAUCUCGGGUUUGGUGUGGAUUGUCUUUUCUUUUCUUUUAGCCCAACUCUAACCUUUCCUCACGAUGGCGGGGGCUAUUAUUGAAAAUAUGAGCACCAAAAAGUUGGUAAUAGUGGGAGUUAUUCUGCUUUUGUUCCAGGCGUUCUCCUUCAUGGUCGGUGGUUUGAUUGCUCCUAGCCCCACCACAGCGGUCAACUAUGUGGCCUCAAAGUGUGUGGACACGGUCAAGCACCACCAGAGCACCAAGUGGUUUAUGCCCUGGGGUUCCAACCAAUGUGAAAAGAUCCGGUCCUUUGACGAGGCGAUGGCAAAAAAGAUUGAGGCCAACAACAUAGUGUUUGCUGUCCAUAUUCCUCCGUCCAACAUGGAGAUGAGCGCAUGGUUCCAGUUUAUGCUGGUCAUCUUGCAGUUUGACAUCGCCUACAAGAUGCACAAUGAGAUAGAGGAUGGAGCAAUAGUCACCAUUGAUGUGGGUCUGGCCUACAGAGAUGACUUGUUCAGCGAGUGGACAGAGAUGGCCCAUUCUUUAGAACAGAGGAAGCUCAACUGCAAGUUCAACACUCCCAAGAUUUCUGACAAUGAGGGACGUUACUAUGAGUGUGACAUGCUGCCCUUCAUGGAAGUGGGAAGCGUGGCCCACAAGUACUACCUCCUCAAUAUCCGCCUGCCUGUCAAUGAACGCAAGAAGAUCAACAUGGGUAUAGGAGAGAUCAAGGACAUCCGUCUGGUUGAGAUCCACCAGAACGGAGGCUUCACCAAGGUCUGGUUUGCUAUGAAGACAUUCCUCACACCCAGCAUCCUUAUCAUCAUGAUCUGGUACUGGAGACGUAUCACCCUCAUGACCAGACCUCCUGUUCUGCUGGAGAAGGUCAUCUUUGCUCUGGGCAUUUCCAUGACCUUCAUCAACAUCCCAGUGGAGUGGUUCUCAGUUGGCUUCAACUGGACCUGGAUGCUGCUUUUCGGGGACAUCAGACAGGGCAUUUUCUACUCCAUGCUGCUCUCCUUCUGGAUCAUCUUCUGUGGGGAGCAUCUCAUGGAUCAGAUGGAGAGGAACCGUUUCUCCGUCUACUGGAAGCAGGUUGGACCCAUCGUCUUUGGCUCCUUCUGCCUCUUCAUCUUUGACAUGUGUGAGCGGGGAGUCCAGCUGACGAACCCUUUCUACAGUAUCUGGGCCUCAGAUGUUGGAACUGAGUUGGCUAUGGCAUUCAUAAUUGUGGCAGGAAUCUGUGCCUGCCUCUACUUCCUCUUCCUGUGCUUCAUGGUUUUCCAAGUCUUCAGAAACAUCAGUGGCAAGAGGACCUCCUUGCCUGCAAUGUCUAAGGCCAGGCGGCUGCACUACGAGGGUCUGAUUUUUAGGUUUAAAUUCCUCAUGCUGGUUACUCUGGCUUGCGCUGCCUUGACUGUCAUCUUCUUCAUCAUCAGUCAGGUAAAUGAAGGCCACUGGCACUGGGGGGAAUACACGGUACAGGUGAACAGCGCUUUCUUCACAGGAAUCUACGGCAUGUGGAACCUGUACGUUUUCGCCAUCAUGUUCCUUUACGCCCCCUCGCACAAACGCUACGGAGACGAGCAGUCCACUGGAGAUGCUGGAACCAGCAGUGGAGAGGACAUCCAGCUGACUACAACCAUCACCCAUGUAGAUGGCCCAACUGAGCUCUAUAAGAUGACUGGCAAAGAGGCCCAGGAGUAAGCCUUACAGAUGACCACUCUGCUUUGGAUUCUCCUCCACUACCUGCUGCUCCAACACCCCCACCCACCAUUCCUUCACAUCUGUUCUGGACAUGGUCAUGAACCAGUGUUAACCAUUCGCCAUGCAUCUGCCUGCCACUAGAACGACCAAGCUGGUCAGUUUGACGGUUUUGGUUUUUGAAAGUUUAAUAACUUUGUGGGGGAAAAAAAGGUACAGACCUGCCACUCCCUCAGUGCUCCUAAAAUUGCAUAUAUUUGCAUUAAAAUUAGUUCUAGAUCAAUUGCACAAAAAAAGUUAUGAUAAGAUCUACCUAAAACGACCAUGAGCGGUCAAUAGGUGGCUCGUAAUUUUGCGCGUGAUAGUGUGCGUCAUGUUACUAUUUAUGACGUGUGUUGGUUGUGUCAUUUCCUUCGCAAAGUUCAUUGCUCUGUUCUAGAAACACACUAGUGUUCUCCAGUGCAGAGUAACAUUCUAAACUUGAUUUUUGAUUAUUGCCAACAUGUCUGGUUACAGACGCCGUUUUAGACGCGCCAUGACUAUCACCGAGGCGUUGCAGUAUUUACAGGCGUUGGACAGCGGCCAUUUUAAAUUGUUUGAAAAAUUGUAUUAAAGUGGUUAAAAUGUUCAUUUUGGUGUCAGUCGUUUCUUAACAGGCAUACUAACAUAUGCAAUGCAUUAAUAUCUCAAUUGGGUAUUUAUCUUGACAGAAUAUACAGUUUAUUAACUGUGGGCAGUCAUUUUGACCACCCAUGGUCGUUCUAAUAGUUGUUUGGGACUGUUUCAAUAUUCAUUUUCGGCUCUUUUUUUAGAUUUCACAUUUUAUAGGCCUUGUUACGCUUGUUAGAUUGGCAAUAUGUGUUUUCCAUUUUGUUUUUCAGGUAAUAUUUUCAGUUUUUCAAUUUUGCUGUUCAAGUCCGACCAUGUCUCCGAAGUUUAAAUUGUUUAAAAAUAGUGUUAUAGUUGUUAAAAUGUUAAUUUUGGUGUCAGUCGUUUCUUAACAGGCAUACUAACAUAUGCAAUGCAUUAAUAUCUCAACUGGGUAUUUAUCUUGACAGAAUAUAGAGUUAAAAACCGUCAUUUUGACCGCCUAUGGUCGUUUUAGGCAGGAGUGAAAUCCCGGUCGUUCUAGUGCCUUUUUUUCUUCUAUUGGUCUUUACAUUUCAAAGUUUUGUUCCUUUUCCUCCUCUGUUUGAUAUUUUAAUGUGAAGUGUUGGUCUGUAAAUGUUGCACGGCUCUCCCUUAUUGACGCUAGCAGGUGAGAGUUGCAGAAAAGCCUCUUUUAUGUUGGGAGAAAAAUUUUGAGUCUAAGGAACAGCUACCAUCUAGUGGUGGCUAAGAUAAGUAGCUGCAGACUGGGGGAUCGAAACUCCUGUUGGAUGUAAUAUUGAUCGUUGCUUUGUAUGUAAAGACUCUGACACAGGACAACAAGGUUCAUUGGUUACUAUAUAACCACUUUGGGUUUGAUAGAGAAUGUAUUUCUACUGCUUGUUUCCCUGUAAUAUUCUCACUCGUGAAUAUUUAGCCUGUUUUCGGUGUUCUCUCACACCUAUACACUUCCACUGAAAGUAGAUCCAACAGACUACUGCCUGUCAUCUUGUUUAUCAUUCUCUCAAGUGGCGGAGCGCCUGUCGUUAUAAAAGGCGAAACUGUAAAGUCCACAUAGCCUUUUUGGGAAGUCCAUGCUAUUAAGUUCAUUACGUUACACUGUAGAUAUCUAUUUUUAUAAAGUGCUUAUUUUCAACUUUAUGAAAUAUGCAUCAAGCUGUAUCAUCUGAUGGGAAAGGAAAGAAAACCCUUGAGGUUUGAAGGUGACUGGAGCCUAGUACACAUAGGUCUUAGUUAUUUUGUGCUUUUUAUGCUAAUUUAAAUAAAAUCUUUUACUUUAAAGUUUA
Molecule: messenger RNA, 3684 nt
Organism: Lampris incognitus (smalleye Pacific opah)
Lineage: Eukaryota; Metazoa; Chordata; Actinopteri; Lampriformes; Lampridae
Gene: wls
Product: Wnt ligand secretion mediator
Exons: 12
Coding region: 167-1792 (541 amino acids)
Biological process (GO): Wnt signaling pathway; Wnt protein secretion; intracellular protein transport
Cellular component (GO): organelle membrane; endomembrane system
Molecular function (GO): Wnt-protein binding
Source: RefSeq, a predicted model, not a curated record